Molecule: messenger RNA, 1951 nt
Organism: Ictalurus furcatus (blue catfish)
Lineage: Eukaryota; Metazoa; Chordata; Actinopteri; Siluriformes; Ictaluridae
Gene: prpf38b
Product: pre-mRNA processing factor 38B
Exons: 6
Coding region: 219-1613 (464 amino acids)
Cellular component (GO): precatalytic spliceosome
Source: RefSeq, a predicted model, not a curated record
UUAGCCAUCUUGUUUUUUGCGCUUAACCUGGACUUACCGAAAACGGACAAAUACCGUUUUAAUACUUAAACAAGUUGAGUUUAAUAACGUAUAAUAUUCGUUUUUAAUCUGAUGUGAAGCAAGGCUAGUUUUAAUGAUACUAUAGUUAGUACUAAAACUGGUUGUGUAAAGCAGCUAGCUAAGCAGAUAGCCCAUAAUUUCUCCCGCAUCCAGGCGUUAUGGCGGGGAAUCCGCAGCAGCAGGCCGUGAGCAAACCUUCUUCAGGGAAACACGGCAACGUUUUACCUCUGUGGGGAAAUGAGAAGACAAUGAACUUAAACCCUAUGAUUCUCACAAAUGUGUUAUCGUCUCCAUAUUUCAAGGUUCAGUUAUAUGAGCUGAAGACCUAUCAUGAGGUUGUGGACGAGAUCUACUUCAAGGUUACCCAUGUGGAGCCCUGGGAGAAAGGCAGCAGAAAAACAGCAGGGCAGACUGGAAUGUGCGGAGGGGUGCGAGGUGUAGGCACAGGUGGUAUCGUAUCAACAGCUUUCUGUCUACUGUACAAACUGUUCACACUAAAACUGACCCGAAAACAGGUGAUGGGUCUCAUUACACACACGGACUCCCCGUACAUUCGAGCACUUGGCUUCAUGUAUAUACGAUACACACAACCCCCUGCAGACCUGAUUGAGUGGUUUGAGCCCUUCCUAGAUGAUGAGGAGGAGCUGGACGUGAAGGCUGGCGGUGGGUGUGUGAUGACUAUCGGUGAGAUGUUGCGUUCCUUCCUCACAAAGCUUGAAUGGUUUUCUACACUGUUUCCACGCAUCCCAGUGCCUGUCCAGAAGUCCAUCGACCAGCAGAUGAAAAACCGACCACGAAAACCACCACAGAAAGAAAGCAAAGAGGAUGAGGAGGAUGCAGACUGGCACCGCUCAAGGUCCCCGAGGAGAACACCGAGCCCUCUGAGAUCCCCCAACCGCUCACGCAGCCGCAGUCGCCACCGAGAACGGCGUGGAGCCAGCUUUGACCGCGAGCUUGAGAGAGAGAGGGACCGCCAGCGCAAAGAUAGAGACAGGGAAAGGGACAGGGUUGCAGACAGGGACAGAGAUCGAGAGAGGGAUCGUCGGCAUUCCCGAACCCCAGAUCGAGCCUCAGAGUGGAGGAGGAGCCGUGAACAGAGGAAUGAGAGAAAAGAGAGGGAGAAAGAGCAGGAUGGGGAGAGUGAAAGGGAGCGAAGCCGUCGGAAGGAACGGAAGCACAAAGAGCGCACCAGUGGUGGAGAGCGAGAAAGGGAGCGCUCAAAAGAAAAGAGAGCCAAAGGAGAAGGAGAUGACCGGCGUCACAAGGAUGAGCGAGAAGAGAGAAAACAAAGGGAGGAGCGCAAGUGCAAGCGGUCUAGCCAAAGCAGGAGUAGAGAGAGGAGGCACAAAGGUGAGCGCUCUAGCAGGAAAUGUUCUCGGUCACGCUCCAGGAGUCGUCAGGAACCAGAGGAGAAGGAGAAGAGUAGGAAGCGCGAGUGCAGCCACAGCAAGGAGCAUAUGCACAAACGCAGUCACAGCCGAGAACACAGUCACCGCAGAGAUGCCCGAAACGGGAAAGACCAUACGAGAAUGGACAUUGACGGGACUCCUUGAGCUUACUUUCCUCACACUUGUCUUUUUCUGUCUUGGGACCUUGUCAUGCACCCCCACCUUUUGUCCUACUAAUUCACUUGGUGUAGAUCUCAUGCAACCUUUUCUGUUCCAUCACACUUUAAGCCAUUGUGGACAAAAAAGGGAAAAUGCUUUUUAAAUAUUUCAUUUGUUUUGAGGAAUCCUUCUAGAAUGUUUGUACAUAUAAUUCCAGAGAAUGUUUUAAAUCAUACAGAUGAACAUGUGCUGAGUGAAACUGGCAGCAUGGCAACAGCAUAGAUCUGCUGAAAUUGUGCUGUGUUGCAUCUUGUUUCUUAAUAAAAAUCUUGUAUGAAAAGAGA